Molecule: messenger RNA, 1985 nt
Organism: Pungitius pungitius (ninespine stickleback)
Lineage: Eukaryota; Metazoa; Chordata; Actinopteri; Perciformes; Gasterosteidae
Gene: fam43a
Product: family with sequence similarity 43 member A
Exons: 1
Coding region: 240-1280 (346 amino acids)
Source: RefSeq, a predicted model, not a curated record
CAACGCCAGCAGUCUGUGUUCAGAGCUGAGGAGAGACCGGUCGGAAUGCACUACGAUGGGAAAUAACGCGUUAGAGGAGGAACAUAUCAAGUACGGUGUUUUUGCGUUCACUUCCCGUAAAGUUGCUCAUAGAUGAGCCGGCGGGAAAGUUAGACAUCUCUUGGAUAUAUCGCAGUAACACAACGUUUAUUUGUUUCUUCUCUUGACUUCGUUGCUGUUGAUCGCAAAACAGCAAUAAAAUGCUGUCUUGGAAGAAGAAUAAGUUCGACCUGAUUGAGGAAGACAGGCAGUCCAAGCAGAAGGGCUAUGCUGUGAGCCUCAACUACUCUGCGCUCACCUCCUUCGCCAAGUCCUGCCCCGAGAGCGCGCUCAACAGGGUGGGCAGCAUGUUCAAGUCCAAGAGGAAAAAGGUGAAGAUCACCAGCGAGGACCCCACGUACACCGUGCUCUACCUGGGGAACGCCACCACCAUCCAGUCCAAAGGGGACGGCUGCACGGACGUGGCCGUGAGCAAGAUCUGGGGCAAAAGCGAGAUGGGCAAGAACGGCACCAAGAUGAGGCUGACCAUCAGCUCCCAGGGCAUCCGAAUGGUGCACGUGGACGACAAGGCGAGGAGGCCGGGGCACCUGUACCUGCUGCACAGGAUAACCUACUGCGUCGCGGACCCGAGGCUACCCAAGAUCUUCGCCUGGGUGUACAGGCACGAAAUGAAGCACAAGGCCGUGAUGCUGCGCUGUCACGCGGUGCUGGUGUCCAAGCCGGAGAAGGCGAAGGCCAUGGCGCUGCUGCUGUACCAGACCUCGGCCACGGCCCUGGCUGAGUUCAAAAGACUAAAACGGAGGGACGACGCCCGGCACCAGCAGCAGCAGCUCAUCGGGGAACAAACCAUCCCGCUGGUCCCCAUCAGGAAGCUGCUGAACGGACAGUGCUACUACAAACCCCCGGUGGAGCGCAGCCGGAGCGCGCCCAAGCUGGGCUCCAUCACGGAGGACUUGGUCGGGGAGGAGGAAGAGAAGAAAGCGAUGCACUUUGAAUACGAGGACAUCCUGGACACGGACGGGGAUCGCGUGGCCAACGGCAAGCGGGAGUGGUCUCAGAUCAUCAGCGAUUUGGGGGAGAUGAGCAUAGGCAACGACGUGCAGACGCUGAAGGCUGACCUCCGAGUCACCAGACUUCUGUCCGGGGAGAGCACGGGGAGCGAGUCGUCCAUAGAGAACAGCCAGGAGCACGUGACGCUCACCAACGGGUUCGGGGAAGUGAAGGUUCAGGAAAUCGCCUGAAUCCUUUCGGAACAUUUAUUUCGCAGGCGGCUCUGUUUUGUUGAGCCGCGGUGUCUCUGUACUGUGUCUUCGGCCGCGUGUUGGAGAGUUUUUACUGUGACCCGGUGCCUCGGAGGAUAAAUAAUAAGGGGAUCUGGUGAAAGAAAUGACUAUUAGGCUUCUCAAUUAUAUUUGAGGAAUGUUCAAGGAAAAAAACAAGUGCAUGUCCGUUUUGAAAGAUGAUAAAUCCCAGUGCGCCACAGGACACACUGCACUAAUGCCAUCUCGUUAAUUUAAGAGGAUUUACUAUGUCCUCAGACUUGUUUACCUGAAUAUGUCGUGUCUCUUUUUCCUGUUGAAAGAUGCUGACCGCGAUCACAAAAAAAUCAUUCCGUUUUAAGGCACGUUUUGUUGUUUUCCUCAGUGGUUCAGUGGGUCUAAACAGGCAUCCUUAAGUAACCUGUCGGGGCGCUUUUGCAACAGCCUGUUCUUUUACUUUAUUUUUUGCACUCUUGUGGAAUUAAUUUACAUAUUAUGUUGACUACAUGUACAUAAUGUUUGAUAUGUUGUCUGAAACAUAAAUGUCUUAUCUUUGCUGUGCAAAAGAAAAACACCACAUAUUAAGAUGUAAAGUAAGAUGUUUAAAUAAAAAAUGUUAUUUUUUAAAGAAAUGUGGUUUGUUAUGUGAACCCCAUUGAAUUACCAUGAAAAAAUAAAAUUAUAUGA